AUGACACAGAUGGGUAAAUGGAGAGCAUGGAAGGAAGGGAUCACAUUCGUCCACCUGCCCUUCCAAAGUAAAUGGCUGUACAUCGGCACAGAGAAAGGAAACAUCCACAUCGUCAACGUGGAGUCCUUCACACUCUCAGGCUACGUCAUCAUGUGGAACAAAGCCAUCGAACUAUCCUCCAAGGCCCACCCAGGUCCUGUGGUCCACAUAAGUGACAACCCCAUGGAUGAGGGAAAGCUUAUAAUUGGAUAUGAGUCUGGGAUCGUGGUCUUGUGGGAUCUGAAAUCAAAGAAGGCAGACUACCGGUACACUUAUGACGAGGUAGGUACCAUCUCCCACAAUGCCUUUCAGUGCCUCUCUUCCAUUGAUCUGGGGAAUGCAUGAAAAU
Molecule: messenger RNA, 388 nt
Organism: Oncorhynchus gorbuscha (pink salmon)
Lineage: Eukaryota; Metazoa; Chordata; Actinopteri; Salmoniformes; Salmonidae
Product: syntaxin-binding protein 5-like
Exons: 4
Coding region: 1-384 (127 amino acids)
Biological process (GO): regulation of protein secretion; regulation of exocytosis
Cellular component (GO): SNARE complex; plasma membrane; cytoplasm
Molecular function (GO): GTPase activator activity; syntaxin binding; myosin II binding
Source: RefSeq, a predicted model, not a curated record